Molecule: messenger RNA, 4256 nt
Organism: Neolamprologus brichardi
Lineage: Eukaryota; Metazoa; Chordata; Actinopteri; Cichliformes; Cichlidae
Source: RefSeq, a predicted model, not a curated record
GAAGUAGAGAAAAAGUUGAGUCUUCUUUCGGCUGCAGUGAAACCGUAUUAACCUUUAAUUAUGGCUUUGAACAGACGUCACUCUUACACUCCCAGGCUGACCAGCCCACUGAUCAGCAGAAUGAGCUGCACAGGAACAGUGGAGAGUAGUAAACCUCCAAAGAUUGGCUCUAUAGUCGAGGUGACAGGAAAGGGUCAGCGCGGCACUGUUGCCUACAUUGGCGCUACCCUCUUUGCUUCUGGGAAAUGGGUGGGUGUCAUACUGGAUGAGCCGAAAGGCAAGAACGAUGGCACCGUGCAGGGCAAACGCUACUUCACCUGUGAGGAAAAUCACGGCAUAUUCGUCAGGCAGUCCCAGAUCCAGGUGGUAGAAGAUGCCACCUCACCAGAUACCCCUGAGUCUGGAACAGCAAAGACACUUAGGCAAAAAGACAUUCCUGAAACUCCCAAAACAAGCAAACAGGCGUCUCGUGAGAGUCUCGCAUCCUCUCUGUCUGGUGAUGUCAGUGAGGCGGGCCUGUCCUCCCAGCAGGGUGCUCUGGGCGCCCCUGUCAUACCUCAGCCCAGCGGGUCACCUGCAGCAGCAGCUGCUUCUGUUCCAGCUACUCCGAGCAAGGUGGAACCUGCCAUAUCCAAGCAGGAGGAGGAAUCACUACGAGCUCAAGUCAAGGACCUGGAGGAGAAACUGGAGACUUUGAAGAUGAAGCGAACAGAAGACAAAGCCAAGCUUAAGGAACUGGAGAAACACAAGAUCCAGUUGGAGCAGCUUCAGGAGUGGAAGACCAAAAUGCAGGAGCAGCAGGCCGAGCUGCAGAAACAACUCAAAGAGGCCAAGAAGGAAGCCAGGGAGGCACAGGAGGCCAAGGAGCGCUACAUGGAGGAGAUGUCUGACACGGCAGAUGCCAUAGAGAUGGCCACGCUGGACAAAGAGAUGGCAGAAGAGAGAGCAGAAUCGCUCCAGGUUGAGGUGGAUAGCCUGAAAGAGAAAGUGGAGGAGCUGUCAAUGGACCUGGAGAUCCUUAGGCAUGAGAUUUCAGAGAAAGGCUCAGAUGGAGCUGCCUCCAGUUACCAGGUCAAGCAGCUGGAGGAGCAGAACAGCAGACUCAAGGAGGCGCUGGUCAGGAUGAGAGAUCUGUCUGCUUCGGAGAAACAGGAACAUGUGAAGCUUCAGAAGCAGACGGAGAAGAAGAACGUGGAGCUGGAGACUCUGAGGACUCAGAAAGAAAAACUGCAGGAAGAAGUCAAGCAGGCAGAGGCCACAAUCGAUGAACUGAAGGAACAGGUGGAUGCUGCUCUGGGCUCAGAGGAGAUGGUGGAGACCCUAACGGAGAGGAACCUCGACCUUGAGGAGAAAGUCAGAGGGCUGAGAGAAACCGUGACUGAUCUGGAAGCCAUCAAUGAGAUGAAUGAUGAGCUCCAAGAGAAUGCCAGAGAAACAGAGAUGGAGCUGAGGGAACAGCUGGAUCUGAGUGGAGCAAAGGUCAGAGAGGCAGACAAAAGGGUGGAAGCUGCCCAGGAGACUGUAGCUGAUUACCAGCAGACCAUCAACAAAUACAGAGAACUCACUGGCUCACUUCAGGAGGCCAACAGGGAGCUGAUCAGUCAGCAGAAUGCAAAUGCAGAACAAGUUCAGCAACCACCUGCAGAGCUGUUUGACUUUAAGAUCAAGUUUGCAGAGACCAAGGCUUACGCCAAGGCCAUUGAGAUGGAGCUGAGGAAAAUGGAAGUAGCUCAGUCGAACAGACAGGUGUCCCUCCUCACCUCCUUCAUGCCAGACUCCUUCCUUCGCCAUGGUGGGGACCAUGACUGUAUUCUGGUACUCCUGCUUAUUCCCAGGCUCAUCUGCAAGGCUGAACUCAUCAGUAAACAGGCACAGGAGAAGUUUGACUUGAACGGGAACCCGGUGCAGGGAACAGGGCUCAGAGGGCCUCCGGGAGAACAGCGCAGUUUUGCUUCAGGACUGGUCUACUCCCUCAGCCUGCUGCAGGCCACCCUGCAUAAAUAUGAACAGGCUCUGAACACCUGCAGCGUGGACGUUUUUAAGCGCAUGGGAACCCUUUACUCUGAAAUGAGUUUCCAUGAACGCUCUCUGGAUUAUUUCAUAGAUCUGCUUCAUAAAGAUCAGCUGGAUGAGACCGUUCAGGUGGAACCUCUCACUAAGGCCAUCAAGUACUAUCAGCAACUGUAUAGUGUCCAUCUGGCAGAUCACACUGAAGACUGCACAGUGCAGCUGGCUGAUCACAUUAAGUUUACUCAGAGUGCCCUGGACUGUAUGGUAGUGGAGGUAGCUCGUCUGCGCGCCUUCCUGUCAUCAGGACAGGAGAGCUCUGGUUUAGCAGUUCUUCUGAAGGACCUGGACACCUCCUGUUCUGAUAUCAGACAGUUUUGUAAGAAGAUCCGCCGUCGCAUGCCUGGAACAGAUGUAGCUGGAGUCCCCGCUGCUCUCAGUUUUGGACCAGAGGUUUCAGAGACGCUGACCGAGUGCAGGCGUCAGUUGACCCGUGUGGUUGCGGUACUUCAAGAGGUAGCUGCAGCUGGAGCUCAGAUGGUUCCUUCGCUGGGAGAACAGGAAGGUCUCAAUGCUCUUAAACUGGAGGAUAUUGCCUGCAAGGUUGUGGAGCAGGUAUAUGGCUCCCAUGGUGUAAAUGGCCCAGAGUUACUGCGGCAGUCUUGCAGCUCUGUCAUCACCACCAUGAACAAGAUGGCUACAGCCAUGCAGGAAGGAGAGUAUGAUGCUGAAAAACCACAGGGAAAGACUCUUCCAGUGGAAAUGAGAGCAGCCACAGUCAGGGCAGAAAUGACUGACGCCGAAGGUCUGGGAGUCAAACUAGAAGACAGAGAAACCGUCAUCAAGGAGCUCAAGAAGUCUCUCAAGAUUAAGGGUGAGGAGCUGAGUGAGGCCCAUGUUCGCCUCAGCCUCUUGGAGAAGAAGCUGGACACCUCCACCAAAGAUGCUGAUGAACGUGUGGAGAAGAUUCAGACCAAAUUGGAUGAGAACCUUGCCCUGCUGAAGAAGAAAGAAAAGGAGUUUGAGGAGACGAUGGAUGCUCUGCAGGCUGAUAUUGACCAGCUGGAGGCUGAGAAGGCAGAGCUGAAACAACGACUCAGUAACCAGUCAAAGAUGACCAUUGAAGGCCUGAGAGGUCCACCUGCCUCAGGAAUUGCCUCCAUCGUUCAGGGAUCAGCAGGAGGUCUGCCUCCCUCUAUGGGAGGGCCAAUGCAGGUGGUGGACUCUCCUCUCCUCAGGCAGCAGAUUGAGGCCCAGAGGCUGGGUAUUAAACACCUUAAGAAUGAAAACAACAGACUCAAGGCAGAGAAAAUGAGAGCCCAGCUAGCCUCCCUGCCGCCUCUCCGCCCUCCUAAACUCCCACAAGUGUCUAAAGAAAGCUCCAUGCCUCCAGAGGGACUAAACACAGGCAUAUACCGAAGGACUGACCAGCUGCUGGCAACCCUGCUCAAGCUGAGUGCCGAGGUUAAAGUGGUGGACAUCACUGGAAAGACGGCAGUUAGUGCAAGCGCUCAGCUCCUGGAGCAGACAGCUCGUCUGCAGAAUCUCAGUGAUGCUCUGGAUAAACUCAAGGGUGAGGUAGCCGAACAUGUGGUCUCAUAUCAGCCUGGAGCAAAGGCUUCUUCUAACUUUGCUACAUUCCCAGUCCCCUCUUUUACUAAGGCCAAGGAAGAGAAGCAGGGAGACACUGUAUUCAUUGGCCGUGUUGCGAUUCCAUGCACCCGUGGACAGGAACAAGUCCACCGUCUCGUCCUAUCAAAGCCGCAGUUGCAGCAUGUGCACAGUCUCCUCUUGGUUUAGAGCAGUAGGAUCACACAGCAGAGUACCUUCUUAUUCCAGCUAACACUUCAGCAUUCCUAUUUGUCUUUUUUGCUUUUCACUUUUCUCAGGAAACUGUUUCCACUUAUAGCACUAAUAUUAUCGACCCAGAGAAGUGUCUUUAUAAAAGUGAUUGUUUUUCUGAAUUUCAAGACUCCCGAAUGUCAUUAAGGUGUCAUGAUUUCAUUAUUGAAGAAGUUUCUGUACCAAUGUUCACUUUGUGCAAAUGGCAAGGACUACAAAGCAAUUUUUACUGCAUUUGCAAUGACUGAUGUUUCUUCCUUUGUAUCUUUUGUAUUUGUGCAAGUCAGACAAUAAAAGAUAGCAGCCCAAUUCUGAGCAAGAAAUACUCAAAUGUAUGUUUACGUUUAUACUUGUAAGCUGAUAUUACAGUGUAAACUUUCACUAAUAUGAUAAAGUGCCAGCUCACA